Colletotrichum karsti is the source of this 789-nucleotide messenger RNA. RefSeq names its product glycosyl hydrolase family 61. Bases 1 to 789 code for a protein of 262 amino acids. The record is from RefSeq and is a predicted model, not a curated record. The transcript has 2 exons. NCBI's taxonomy places the organism in Eukaryota, Fungi, Ascomycota, Sordariomycetes, Glomerellales, Glomerellaceae.
AUGUCUGCCAUAAAGUAUGCCUUCUUGGCUACAGCAGCCCUACAAGCUGUUAGCGCUCAUGGGACAGUCAACGGUAUUAUGGCAGAUGGAGUCUUCUACGAGGGUUACAGCCCGCAGAUGCAAUACAAGAAGCCGCCACCACAAGUUGUAGGCUGGUCCAUCCCCAAGGACCUGUCCAACGGCUUCGUUGCCGUCGAUAAGUACGCAGACCCAGACAUCAUCUGCCAUGUCGGCGCCGAGCCCGCACCCAUCGCCGCCAAGGUAACAGCCGGCUCCAACGUCACCGUCUUCUGGACCGACUGGCCCGAGUCUCACCACGGGCCCAUGAUGGACUACCUAGCCCCCUGUAACGGUGACUGCGCCAAGGUCAAGAAGGAGGAUCUCGAGUUUUUCAAGAUCGACGCCGUCGGCCUGGUCGAUGGAUCCAAAGCGCCGGGGAAGUGGGGUUCGGACGACAUGCUCCAGAACAACAAGUCGUGGACGAUGACGAUUCCGGCAAACAUCGCCCCUGGACAAUACGUCCUCCGCCACGAGACCAUCGCGUUGCACGAGGCGGGACGUGAGGGCGGUGCGCAGAACUACCCCCAGUGUGUCAAUCUCGACGUCCAGGGUGGAGGAUCCGAGAAGCCCAAGGGCGUCAAGGCGACGGCGCUGUAUAAGUCCGGCGACGAUGGUAUCAAGUUCAACAUCUACAAGGACAACCUCGAGUACCCGGUUCCCGGACCGCCGAUGAUGGGCCAGGAACAGAAGCCCACCCGACGCAGGAGGAGGGUAACCGUCAUCUACUGA